CCUCGCACCCACGGCGCCCUCCCGCGCAACAUCAUGUCCACCAUCCCCAAGUGGUUCAAAGGGGCGCCCUUUGGGGUGCAGAGCCACAGGUUUGAUGUCUCCGCUGUCUAUCCCAACCAGAAGAAAUUCAGCACCUUCACAGAGGCCCCAUACUCCAGACACCAUUCCGUGGAACUGUCCCACAUAGGACCUGGGACCUAUAACUCCAAGGAUACCUGCUUCAGCAAGAAGUUCCUGGAACAGAAGAAGUUGGGCUCAGGAUGGUCCCGGGCCCACGAAGCCACUCGGUUGACCCAGCUACCCCACUUCCAGUACCAGGCCAUCAAGAAGGAAAGAGAGCAGCAGGCGCACAAGCGGGGCCCUGGCUCCUACAACAUCAAAGACUUCAUAACUGAGCUGCAGAAGAAACCACAGAGCAAGCGGGGGCUGCUCAGCUCUGGGGAGACACGCUUCCGAGGGUUUAUUGGGAAUUAUUAUCCCGGCCCUGGCAAUUAUGGGGAGAAGGGGAACCCAUACACACAGCUGGAGGAGAAGGCCUGGAACCGCUCACAUUCCGAAGGCCUGAUGUGUAGAGUGUCUAACAAGCCACCGCCCUUGUUUCAUCAGGGCAGUGGCCUGGGACCGGGUACCUACACCAUCAAAAGCGACCUUGAGACCUUUGUGAAAAAGUCCACUGGUGCUCGUGGCCCCUAUGACAUUUUCUCUGGUGAACGGAGCAGUCCUUUGCCCUAUGGACAUUACUCUGUGCAGAAAAAGAAGCCCAAGGAACUGACAGAUUACAAGAGCUUUCUGGACGAACUGAACUCACAACACAAGAAGAAACAAGGGGUUUUCUCGAAAUAUCCCCGGGAUCCAAAACACCCCACAGAGAGAAUUUUCUGGACAACCCUUAGUCAGUGCCCCAAAAAUAUGGAUAUAGCUGGCCCUGGUUCUUGGCUUCCUCAUGAGACGGAACAGAAACAUGUCAACCGGCCACCGUUCCUCCUGGCCUCCAAACGGUCCGGCCUAAAGGCCUACCAGAUGAUUUUGGGAACCUGGAACAGGAUAGUCCUAGAAUUUGUGAACACUUUGUUGUUAGAAGCCCUGUCUCGAAAAAACAUAUAUAUAUAUAUAUAUAUACAAUGGCCUAAGAAAUACUCGGAGCAUUUGACAAAAGAUUCUGUCUCCAAGAAACGGAUCACGCCUAUUACGAAGGGCAAGUGCCCUCCAACUGUGGACUACAAUUCAGAUCCUACUCCUUAAAGCCACUUGGGAAGAACAGCCUGAUGCAACCAGAGAGCCCAAGGCCAGAAGAGAAGUCUUGGGGUGGGAAAGGAAGCAGGGGUCUUGGAGAAUGCCUGGUGGUUGGGGAAGCCAGUUGUCCCCGGAGAAGAGGAUGAGGAGACCUGACACACUCAGC
Messenger RNA from Mus pahari (shrew mouse), 1399 nucleotides. It is a transcript of the gene Cimap2, whose product is annotated as lymphocyte expansion molecule. The transcript is spliced from 14 exons. The coding region runs from base 34 to 1242 and encodes 402 amino acids. The record is from RefSeq and is a predicted model, not a curated record. NCBI's taxonomy places the organism in Eukaryota, Metazoa, Chordata, Mammalia, Rodentia, Muridae.